Messenger RNA from Labeo rohita (rohu), 1234 nucleotides. RefSeq names its product chromosome 9 C2orf76 homolog (gene c9h2orf76). The record is from RefSeq and is a predicted model, not a curated record. Bases 328 to 705 code for a protein of 125 amino acids. NCBI's taxonomy places the organism in Eukaryota, Metazoa, Chordata, Actinopteri, Cypriniformes, Cyprinidae. The transcript has 5 exons.
UCUUUACCACUUUUGUUUCCGCAUUGAACGAUUCACAUGCCGAAUAUCUAUUAUUCUGCAGCUCUAUUGCUUUUGCCUGUUACGCGAUCGACGUAGCGGCUAUUUUGGUCUAGAAGUGCAUUUGUGAGAACAUGCUGGAAGUAAACGCUUCGAAAUCAGUAUAAUAAUUACAGAAAAGACGCUAAAAUAGUUAAGUGGUCGUGUCUGCUCUGCUAAUUUUACUUAGACCUAUUUAUUAAUAGGUUUACUUUUUACGCUGCAAUCCUAUAGUAAGUCUGUACUCUGCAUGUUUAGUUCAUGUAGUGUUGUAAUGUGAUCUGGCUCAAGAUGUGUGAUCGUGCGGUUCUGACGGUGCGUCUGGUUCGAUCUUUUGAGCAUCGCAACUUUAAACCGGUGGUUUACAAAGACGUUAACUUAGAUCAGACGGUGGAGGAGUUUAUUACAUUUGUAAAGCAAGACGUUUUAACAAGAGCUGGAUUGCCUCCGCCCUUUAAGAAGUUUGACUAUGACACAAUGAAAAUCAUACAUCAGGCACAUGGAGCAAAGACGAAUGAGCUUGUAAUGAGUUUAGAGGAUGAUGAAAAGUUGAUUCUUCGUGAUGGCUGCAGGUUACGAGCAUGUGGUGUUGCCAAUGAGACAGAACUUGCCUUCUUCAAAAUGACAGACUAUGAACAGUUCAAGGCCAAUCCACAUACAGAAUGGUGACAACGAUCAGGAUGCAACACAAGAGGUCUUGGAGUAUUUAUUUACCGGAGGCACUUCUUUUCAGAUGUGAUACGCAAGUGAUCUCUUCGAGUGGGAUUGAAACGUCUAUUUUAAUUUCAUUUAUUGCUGUGCUUUUUAUAUUGUAAUCGUACCAUUCAAAUGCCUUCAGCAUAGUUUUUGAUGUUACAUGUUUGACAGAUUGAGAGGUGAUGUUUUUAUGUUGUCACUGGAUAGUUAUUUUUUUAGGUAGGAUUACUGUAAAUUUCAGUGCCAAAAUGUGCAUUUUGAGUGCCAGUUAUUUUAUAUUUUAUUUCAUUUACAGCAAAUAUCCUGUUUUAUUUAAAUGACUCUUUGGAAGUUGAUUGCUGUUUUGUUAAAUAAAGUUGAAGGUAUGAAUCAUGCUUUUACACCACCAAAAACAUGACUGAAAGUUCAAUUCAAAACUUAUUUCCUGUACAACAUCCACAAUAAUGACAGCCAAUCGGCCAGACCAAGGGAAAGAAGUGAAACAAAAUUUAUUAACAUUUCU